AGCCUCUGUUGAAAUACACCGGAGGGAUCACGACGCCAUGCGACCUGCUGCUAGAGGCCCUGGAGGACGAACGCUGGUCAGUACCAAGCGCAUUCGAGGCACAGUACUGGACUGGUUCGACAAAUUUGGUUGGAUCCAGGCAACCCAGGAGAUUGAUCAUCCCGAAGCCCACAGGAACAAUGGGAAAAUCUAUCUCCUGGCAGAGGAUGUGCAGGAGGAUUUGCCCGGAGUUGGUUGUGCUGUGACCUUUUUCCUGUAUCAGGAUGCCAAUGGUCUCGGAGCCAUGAAUGUGCGACCAGACCAGCAUGGACAAGGGCAGAAGGGUGGCAAGGGAUUCGGCGGGAAAGCAGCGCCCGGUGGUAAAGCGCCUGGCGGCAAAGCAGCGCAUGGUGGCAAAGCACAUGGUGGCAAAGCACCGCCCACGCAAGGCUACGCUCCACCGCAAUAUGCAGCCUCGAAGGCACAGGGAAUGGGCUACCGUGGAGGCUAUGCGCCGGUGCAGAAAGGUCCUGUGAUGCCACAUGAGGAAGUGAUGCAAAAGGUGCAUGCCUGCCUCAACAAGCAAGUUUGGAAGGCGACCAAAAAGAUUGCAGAGAAGGAAAAGGACUGGGACCAGACUGAGCUGUCCAAGCGUAUCACGAAGUACUUGUACAAGGGAGCGCAGGCACCAGAGCUCUUGACAUUGCCCUGGCACCAGGCGGGUCCACAAUUUAUUGAGACGGCUAUGAGGGGUUAUAGCAACGCCUGUGCCGAUAAGCCUUGGUUCUUUGACUUGGACCUCACGGUGGCUUUUCAUAUGGCCUUUUGGGAGAUUUUGAAUGGCAGCGGCCAGAGUGCCCUUUCGUGAAGCCGGCCUUUCCGCUGCGAUGAUGUGAUAGGACACAUGGGUCAAUUCGAGGACACAUGAUCGACACGACACGAUCGACACAUUAGGACACAUUCUUACC
Messenger RNA from Cladocopium goreaui, 947 nucleotides. The record is from the annotation of a GenBank genome assembly. NCBI's taxonomy places the organism in Eukaryota, Dinophyceae, Suessiales, Symbiodiniaceae.